Molecule: messenger RNA, 2224 nt
Organism: Mytilus californianus (California mussel)
Lineage: Eukaryota; Metazoa; Mollusca; Bivalvia; Mytilida; Mytilidae
Product: zinc finger protein Xfin-like
Exons: 1
Coding region: 56-1918 (620 amino acids)
Biological process (GO): regulation of transcription by RNA polymerase II
Molecular function (GO): RNA polymerase II cis-regulatory region sequence-specific DNA binding; DNA-binding transcription factor activity
Source: RefSeq, a predicted model, not a curated record
UAAAUGUGAUAUUUGUUUUAAAGGGUUUACUCAAAGGUGCACCUUAGCUAACCAUAUGAAAAUACAUGCUGUUCAUUGUAAAGUAUGCCAUUUUGCAAAUUGCCGAUGUCAUUUACAGAAAUACUCACCAAAAGGUGAAUUUGCUGCAUCAAAAAACAUACUACGAAAGUUUUUAGUAAAACAAACGGAAAUUAAACCUGAUAAACAUAGUGUAAAUAGCACAAUGGAUAAUGUCAGUAAUCAUUUAAGCAAUGAUCAGGAACCUAAAAGAACCGAAACCUGUGGCAUAUGUUGUAAAGAGUUUAAGGGAAAGAAAGUAUUCCUGAUACAUAUGAGAACACACACAGGAGAACAACCUUAUAAAUGUGAUAUUUGUUUUAAAGGGUUUAUUGGAGAGACAAAAUUACAGUUACAUAUGAGAACACAUACUGGAGAAAAACCUUAUAAAUGUGAUAUUUGUUGUAAAGCUUUUGGCCGUAGAACCUCCUUAACUAGACAUAGGAACAUACAUCAUGGUCAUCCACAGAGCCAAAUACCAAAAAGGGACAUAAGAAUUAAUGCAGCAUCAAAAAACAAACUACAAGAAUAUUUCAGAAAAAAUAACGGAAAAACUCCUGAUAAAUCUGGUGUAGAUAUGCAUUUCAGAAAUGUUGUUGACAAUGGUCAGGAUCCCACAGGAACUAAAACUUCAAAUGAACAAAAUAUAUGUGUUGUGAAUGAUAAAAGCUUUAGUCUAGAUAAACAGUCAUUACUACAUGUACUACCUAAGAGGAAAGAGACUUCUGAUAACUUACCUUUUACAUGUAAGAUAUGUGAUAAAGGGUUUAAGGGAAAGCUAAGAUUGCAAGUACAUAUGAGGACACACACUGGAGAAACACCUUAUAAAUGUGAUAUUUGUUUUAAAGGGUUUACUCAUAGAUGCACCUUAGCUAACCAUAUGAAAAUACAUGCUGAUCAUUGUAAUGUAUGCGAUUUUGCAAAUUGCAGAUGUCAUUUACAGAAAUACUCGCCAAAAACUGAAUUUGCUGCAUCAAAAAACAUACUACGAAAGUUUUUAGUAAAACAAACGGAAAUUAAACCUGAUAAACAUGGUGUAAAUAACACAAUGGCUAAUGUCAGUAAUCAUUUAAGCAAUGAUCAGGAACCCACAAGAACUGAAACUGAAAAUGAACAAUUUAUAUGCGGUGUAUGUGGUGAAAUCUUUAGUGGGGAUACAAUAUUAGUACUACACAUGAAAAAACACGCUUGUGAUAUAACUAACACCAUGGCUAAUGACAGAAAUGAUAUUAGCAAUGAUCAUGAUCACACAAUAUCAAAUACUGAUCAAGAUAACCAUGAUCACACAAUAUCAUAUAAUGAUCAACAUCACCAUGAUAAUCAUGAUCAUGAUGAUCACACAAAUUUUAAUACUGAUCAAGAGUUCACAAUAUCAUAUAAUGAGCAAGAUCACCAUGAUCACACAAUAUCAAAUACUGAUCAAGAUUACACAAUAUUAAAUACUGAUCAAGAGUUCACAAUAUCAUAUAAUGAUCAAGAUCACCAUGAUCACCCAAUAUCAAAUACUGAUCAAGAUCACACAAUAUUAAAUACUGAUCAAGUGUUCAUAAUAUCAAAGAAUGAUCAACAUCUCCAAGAUCACACAAUAUUAAAAACUGAUCAAGAGUUCACAAUAUCAAAGAAUGAUCAACAUCACCAUGAUCACCCAAUAUCAAAUACUGAUCAAGAUCACACAAUAUUAAAUACUGAUCAAGAGUUCACAAUAUCAAAGAAUGAUCAACAUCACCAUGAUCACACAAUAUCAAAUAUUAAAAUUGAACAAUUUUUAUGUGGUGUCUGUCGUAAAAGCUUUAGUGAAGAGAAUAAAUUACGACUACACACAAAAAUUACACACAAAUCAUUAUUAUCUGUGAUCACGUGAUGAACCUGUUAGACCAUGUGAUGAACCUUUUAUAUCACGUGAUGAACCUUUUAGAUCAUGUGAUAAACCUUUUAGAUCAUGUGAUGAACCUUUUAGAUGUAACAUAUGAUGUAAAUGAAUUUAGGUUAAAUGGAAAGUACAACUUACAACUACGUGUAAUACCCGAAAUUAACCUGACGAAAAUGACAGAUUUCUAAGCAAAUGUACAAUUUAACUGGUGUUUAUUUGAUGUACUCUAAAAUAAUUAAAGUAUUAUUUUUUACCUUUUGAAAUUGUAAAUUUAUCAAUUAAAAACUCUUGUAUAUA